Molecule: messenger RNA, 1534 nt
Organism: Plectropomus leopardus (leopard coralgrouper)
Lineage: Eukaryota; Metazoa; Chordata; Actinopteri; Perciformes; Serranidae
Product: acylphosphatase-2-like
Molecular function (GO): acylphosphatase activity
Source: RefSeq, a predicted model, not a curated record
AAAACUGCGUCUUAACUGCUGGUUUAACUGGAAAACUGCGUCUUAACUGCUGGUUUAACUGGAAAACUGCGUCUUAACUGCUGGUUUAACUGCUCCUUCAGUGAGUUUUUAAAAAUGAAGCGGGACUUUGGGGCAGAGCGAGUCCUGCCGAGCUACAAAGACAGUGAAGAAGACGUCUGUGUCCCACCGAGUGACAUGAUGUGACAGGACAAGUGAUGUGGACAACAACACAUCUUACGUUCAGCAACAGAUAAAUAAAAUGAUUUCUGAAUCUCUGUUUUCAGUGGAGUGGUGAUGCUUUCAUUUUGAAGGGUGUGACAGGAAGCUGCUGGGUUUUAUUUUGACAUCAGUGUCAGAUAUCAGAUAAAAAUAAACGCGGCCGUGUGCCGAGUUUAAGGCGGACUCUCGUGUUUCUGAGUGUGGCUUCGUUGCUCUCUCUAAAGUCAUUAUGUCUGAUAAACUGACUUCGGUGGAUUUUGAGAUUUUCGGGAACGUGCAGGGAGUUUGCUUCAGGAUGUACACGGAGGAUCACGGUCUGAGUCUGGGACUGAGCGGCUGGGUGAAGAACACGCGACAGGGCACCGUGAUCGGUCAGGUCCAGGGACCGCGGGACAAAGUCAACGACAUGAAGCUCUGGCUGAAGAGCGUCGGGAGUCCCAGCUCUCGAAUCGACCGAGCCGUGUUCUCCAAUGAGAGAGACAUUUCUAAAGUGGAGAUUCACGGCUUCUCCACUCGCUACUGAGCAUGCUCAGACACCUCUGACAUCACAUCAGCUAUAACCCAGAAACCUGCAAAAGUCUGCACUGCCACUGAAAACAGCUUUCACAGUUAAGUCAUCAAAUAGUUAAUGACACAUCUGCUGAUUACUGACCGAUUCAUUUAUAAAGAAACGCUUCAGUUCAUCUUUUACUUUCUCCUGGUCACCGAGUCUCUUUUCUCCAUUUAAUGUCCUUUAAAAACAUCAUCUCAGUACUUUAAUACGUUUCCUCAGCUGACAUUGUCCUGUUUCAAACACAGAGCACAAACACUGGUGGGACUGGACUCAGGCGGCUCAGUGCUCAUUAAAGCGCCGAUGUUUCCUUUCAAGUGGACGAAUCCACUGAAUUUCUGUCUCGCUGUACAAAGAGUCUGUAACGGUUUGUAGUCCGAUGACCCCGAGUGACUCAGUGUUUCCCCUCAUACGUGUCUGUUAGUUUUACUGUCUGAUGUUGUAUUUGUGUUUGAUUAAUGGCAUUUUAAUUGAAUUCUUAGUUUCUCGAAAAUAUAGCAUUUCAAGAAAUGGAAUAAUAUAGCGCGAUAAAAAACAACCGCAGAAACGACGCAGAAGAAAGUCAUUGUAUAGUCCACCGAGAGAAAACAGCCGAUGAAACUGAUGUUUUUGAUGUUGAAAAAGUUCAUACUAUAGCAUGUCAAAAAACCUGAAGAAAACGUUGACAUUCUUUGAGACGGGAAAAUGAGCUAAAAUAGUCAAGGUUUAGUCACUGUAUACCAUGUCACAAAUGCCACAGAAUAACACAUUAAAAACACUGCCAAA